CCUGCAAUAGCAUGGGUUUCACAAGUAGAAGUACCAUCGGAACUGACGUCAAGGAUUAUAUCGCAACACCGGAAAAAAAGAUACAUAAAGUAUCGCUAUUCAAAACUCAGCAGGACUGCUUCUGAGUGUCACUAUGAGUACUACUAAAACCAGAUACUGAAAAUUUUAGUCAAUUGCAUGGACAAAACACGACAGCAUGGCAGUGCUCGCGGAUGGUCCAGUUUCAACAUCACUGCUACCCCGCUCACCUGCAACGGAUCCGGUUGAUCUUGGCUCGGAGUUGCGCCACUUAGAGAUGUCACACCUCGCGUCUAGGCGAAUGACAGGAAGUGCUGUCGACAGUGGACGUUUUUCCUCGCUGGAUUCGAGGCCUGCCGAUCCGCGGCGAGAUACACGCAUCGUGCGGAUCAGAGCAGGAGCAGAACCAUCGGCAACUGCAUCGGCAUCGCUCACCGGCGGUCGUGGCAACGCGGUGCUGAUGCAGCGCGUUGCGCAAGAGGAGCGGGAAUGGAGUUUCCGCCUCGGGGCGUCCUGUGUGGACGACUUCGCCAGCUAUGCCUUUCGAAAAGUGUUUGCAUUUUGGAACCGUUUGUCUCAAAAAGUGUUUACGCAUAGAUCAUUCUCCUGGCCGCGAAGAAGUGCUGGGGAGGGCGGGGAUGGCGGAACCAAUAAGUAUCGCCCUUCCAACAUCAAAAGAUAGAAAGAACUUCAUCUAGCUGCACCCAGACCAAAGCUUUGAGGAUCUUCUCAGAAAUGUUGAUUCAGGACUUUGAUUGACAGCUCAGUCACUAAAGGCCACGUGAUCUUGUCAGAGUAUGUUCCCGAUAUAGUAGCAAUAGGACCUAGUCAGAGGACACCUAGCUCCACAAGAAACACGCACCUGGGUGGAUCGCCAUUAAUUA
Molecule: messenger RNA, 902 nt
Organism: Amoebophrya sp. A120
Lineage: Eukaryota; Dinophyceae; Syndiniales; Amoebophryaceae
Source: the annotation of a GenBank genome assembly